AUGACGGGUUCGACAACCGAUUCCAUGUCUAAGCCGCCAGAACAAGUUGACAGAACCUUUGACAAGGGUGAAAAUAUGGAUUCUCCCCGGAUUCAUGAGCCAAAUGAACUUCCUCUACAAUUUUCACUUUUCUCCACUCUUGCAUUCGGAUUCAGCAUGACAAACUCCUGGCUUGGUUACUCUGCCACUUUCAUUACACCACUACUACUGGGUGGGAGCCCUACUGUAUUUUUCGGUCUAAUUGCUGCUUCGAUUGCAAGUUGCUUCAUCACUGCCGGCCUGGCUGAGCUUGCCUCGGCCUACCCCUCCAGCGGCGGACAGUAUCAUUUUGCUUAUAUGGUCACCCCUCCAAAGUAUCGUGCUCUAGUAGCGUUUAUCCUCGGAUGGCUGAGUGUAGUGGCAUGGGCCCUUACCAGCGCAUCUACUGCUCUAGUCUGCGCUCAGAUGGCCGGAAAUCUGGCUGGAAUUUACCACCCCCACUACGUUGCAGAGGCCUGGCAGACAUGGAUGAUCUACUGUUUGUUGGUAAUGAUCGCAACAGCAAUUGUCUGUUACCUGCCAAUGGCCCUCCCUCGAGGAGAAAUGGUGAUGUUUGUCAGCAGCUUUCUGGGAUUUGCCGUUAGCUUUGUCACUGUUUUGGCCAUGCGGGCGAAUGGCCAAUCAGCAAAAGCAGUGUUCAUUGACUAUGACAACACCAGUGGUUGGAGCGACGGUACCUCCUUUAUAAUCGGGCUUGGGACCUGUAUGUAUGCGUAUCUGGCCAUCGACGGAGCUUGUCAUAUUGCAGAGGUAAUGAACUCUCAAUCGCAGCGUUCUCUCAUGCGGUUGCUUACCCAAGAUUAA
Molecule: messenger RNA, 843 nt
Organism: Penicillium daleae
Lineage: Eukaryota; Fungi; Ascomycota; Eurotiomycetes; Eurotiales; Aspergillaceae
Product: amino acid transporter
Exons: 3
Coding region: 1-843 (280 amino acids)
Biological process (GO): transmembrane transport
Cellular component (GO): membrane
Molecular function (GO): transmembrane transporter activity
Source: RefSeq, a predicted model, not a curated record